This is a messenger RNA of Salvia splendens (bonfire salvia), 2649 nucleotides long. RefSeq lists its product as uncharacterized. Bases 165 to 2507 code for a protein of 780 amino acids. Lineage: Eukaryota; Viridiplantae; Streptophyta; Magnoliopsida; Lamiales; Lamiaceae. The transcript is spliced from 12 exons. The record is from RefSeq and is a predicted model, not a curated record.
UGUCGUUCAUGUCUCUCUUAUAUUGUAGACGACGAGCUCCUUCAAUCUCUUUAAACAAGCCACGAACCCUCUCAAAUCUAUCACAGACUGAAGAAAAGCACUUGCUCCUCAAACCAAUUCAAUUCCUUCUUCCCCGCUGUGGAGGUUAUUCAAUUGACUGAAAGAUGAGUGGAGCUCCAAAUAGAAGACCCCAUGAAGAUGGGGGCAAUGGCAGCGGCGUUGCUGGUGGUGGUGUCAAUCACAGUCACGCUUCUGUUUUAAAGAAUCCACAUGAUGACCAGGGAACAUAUUCUGGUGUAGGUGGGAAAGUUGUUGUGCCUAAGAUUGCACUGCGUAACAAUGAGUCUCGUGAUGCAGAUUGGAGAUCACCGUUGCUUCCUAAUAUGUUACUCAGGAUGCCAACACCAAAUGAUUCAAGCUCGGAUCAUGUUGGUUCAGAGAGCAGGAUGGAGUUCAGGGAUUCAAAAGACAGCAUCAAAGAGGUUAAAGUCGAGAAUCGCAACAUGAAGUCUGAAUCCAGGGAUUUGCCACAGACUGCCAAAUCUGAUAAACAUGAUGGCAGAUGUGAUGAUAGUAAAGAAUCAAAACAUGAAAGAGACACAUAUUCUGAACCUAAGGGCAAUGAGAAGCUAGAUAAGGAUGGUUGUAGAGGAUCCAACAGCCAGUUGAAUUUGAAAGAUGUGAAAGAACAACACCGUCUGAAACAAUAUCCUGAUGUCCCAGGAGGAAAUGCCGAAACCGGGAAAACAUCGCGAGGCAGCUUGCAUGGCCCAACAGAUGCUGGUAAUGAAGUUUUGCAUGUUGAUGAUAAGGACUUUUCUGAAGCUCGCGAAGCAGUUGGGGAGAACAAGGUCGAUACAAAAGUUGAUGACAAGCUAAAAGACAAAGAUAGAAAGCGUAAAGAAGUGAAGCACUGGGAUUUGGGGGAAAGAGAUAAAGAAAGAAGUGAUCGCCAGAACACCUUGCAGCAUGAUAAUAACAUUAAUGAGAACAAAGAUAUGGGAAAGGAGGAAAGAGAGUCUGAGAGGGGGGGAAUUGAAAAGAAAGAGCCAGAAAAGGAAAAAGAUAAUGUGAAGGAGUUGUGGAAUCGGUCAGAAAAAGAGGCUCCUCAGAAUGAGAAGGUUCCUGGAAAAUUUAUUAAACAGGAUAACUUCUCUUUGGAACUGACGAAGAAAGAUCAUGGUAAGUGGAAAAAUGUUGACCGGGAGGCAAUAGACAAAAUGAAGGACAGGGAUGUUGAUUUAGAAUCAGAUAGACCCGAUAAACGCAUUAGGUAUCAUGAAAAAGAACUAGAAGACAGUAUGCAAGUUGAAGGAGGCACUGAACAAGAAAGAGAAGAUUGUGGGGUUCAGCAGAGAAAAAGAAUGCUGCUUCCAAGAGGUAGUCCUCAAUCGGGGAAUCAUGGGUCAGUUUUUAGAUCUGGUGCCAAUGAUAAUGAAGGGUCACAAGGUAAAACUGGUGUGUCCCGUCUUGUUUAUAAAAUUGGUGAGUGCAUGCAAGAACUCAUAAAAUUGUGGAAGGAAUAUGAAUUAUUGCAAGGCGAUAAAGCAUGUGAUGCCUCUCAAAAUGGCCCGACUUUAGAAAUUUGCAUACCAGCAGAACUUGUUACUGCUACUAAUCGGCAAGUGAGAGGUGGUCAGCUUUGGGGAACUGAUGUGUAUACGGUGGACUCUGAUUUGGUGGCUGUUCUGAUGCAUACAGGAUAUUGUCGCCCAACAGCUUCUCCCCCUUCAUCUACUACUCAGGAGUUAAGGGCUACCAUCAGAGUGCUGCCACCACAAGAUAGUUAUAUUUCUACACUGAGGAAUAAUGUCCGUUCCCGUGCAUGGGGUGCAGCCAUUGGUUGCAGUUAUCGUGUUGAGCGAUGUUGCUUUGUAAAGAAAGAAGGUGUGAUUGUUGAUCUUAAACCUUGUCUUACGCAAUCAUCAACUGUGGAGCCUACUUUAAUUCCAGUUACUUUGGAGCGCAAAAUGACUACUAGAGCUGCAGCUUCGAAUGCAUUACGCCAGCAAAAGUUUCUCCGUGAAGUAACAGCUCAGUUCAACCUCUGCAUGGAGCCUUGGCUGAAAUACAGCAUGAAUGCGGUUGCUGACAAAGGUCCAAAAAAGUCCCACUUUACAUCGGCACGCUUAAAGAAGGGAGAAGUGCUAUAUGUAGAGACUCAUUAUCGGAGGUAUGAACUAUGCUUUAAUCGAGAGAAGGUAGUAAAAGCUGGAACAGCGUCUGAAACUGGAAGACCUCAAAUUAACAAUGCACAUUCCAUUAAUGGUGAACGAGGUGCUGUGGAUGGUGAAAGCACUGUAGUGGAUGUGUUCCGAUGGUCUCGUGUUAAGCGCCCACUUCCCCAGACAAGUAUGCAGAGUAUUGGAAUUCCAUUGCCCCUUGAACAUGUAGAGGUUAUGGACGAUAAUAUCGAGUGGGACGAUAUAACAUGGACGCAAACUGGUGCUUGGAUUGCUGGAAGAGAUUACCGUAUUGCUCGUGCGCAUUUUAUUCCCCAAAGUUAGAUGCGGUGAUGUCUAUGGAUGUGGCAAACAGCAUGCAUUCCUGUUUCUCAGGGAAUUUAUAGAUGGAGAACUAACAUAAUACUGAAUGGGGUUUGAGACUAUGCUACUCUUGUUAUAUUUUAAUUCAUGCUGUUUGAUUCAA